Molecule: messenger RNA, 842 nt
Organism: Vigna umbellata (rice bean)
Lineage: Eukaryota; Viridiplantae; Streptophyta; Magnoliopsida; Fabales; Fabaceae
Source: RefSeq, a predicted model, not a curated record
UUUUUUGUUUUACUUAAUUUUUUUUUCUGCAGUGGAAACUGCAGAAUUCUAAAUUCGCAGCUGAGAAAUCCCUAAAAAGGGAGCUUAUAGCAGAGAGCGUAGUCAGAAUCGAAAUUCCGAUUCCGAAAGCAGCCACCAACAACCACCAAACCAGUGGCGAGAAGCAUCAUCGGGGGUUGAACCCUUGUUUGUAUUCGUGGUGAUUGUGCCGUGGCGUUAUCCGUACUAUGAAGAGGACUAUGCCAUGGAGUGACGAUGACGAGUCAUCAUCUUCACAUUCAGACUCUGAACAUGAUAGUGAAGCUGGAGCGGAAAACUCCAAAGGGAAAUCUAGGAAGCAGAAAAGCGGUGUAAUUGACUUUGAGGCUCUGAGGAGACAUGGGUAUAGAGGUGGACCUUCGGUCCUAAAAGUACCGGCACCCAGAGAAGGGGAUGAGUCGAAGCAAGAUUGGUCGUGGUCCAGUGGAAAAGAAAAGCGUGCAGAGAAGGAAAUUGAAGAAUCAUAUGAAGAGCGACAAAAAACAAGGGAGGCUAUUUCCCAAGGAGAGCAGCUGCCAGCUGUCCUGACUAGGAAUGACAAGAAGAAUCUUUCUUUCUCUCAGAAGGAAAAGAGGAAGAGAGAGCUGGGUCAAGCUAGCAGAGGCAAAAAUUAUGUUGAAGAAGAGAAGAGGCUGUUGAGAGAGAAUGGUAUCUAUUCUGGUUUUGAUGCUUGAUUUUCCACACCCUUCAUAUUCUUGUACAAACACACUCUCAUUUUCUUCUACUCUAAAGGACUGAGUUUCAACUUGUAGUCACUGCUUUAAAACUUGACACAAAUUAUUAUGAUGUGAAAAAAAAAAAUU